AUGGGCAAGUUCAGAAGGAAGCUCAUUGAUGCACUCAAGAAGGUCACAAGGGCUAUCACACCACCUUUCGGAUCUCCUACAGAGAAUCAAAAAAACCCGCGUCAUACUGAUAAGAAUCAUAGCGAUGAUGGCUUCGACUCGAACCUAGUCGGGGUCACCAUCCACAAUCUUAGCCAGGGUAGCACCAUCCAUGAACAAUUGGACCACUGCGAUGAGAGCAAUCAGUGCCAUGACAUUGUAGCCGCCAAACUCAUCAAAACAGCGGUUUCAUGCCUUUCUCUUUAUGGCCACAACUGGCCACAUGGAGUUAAUCACACGGAUGUUGAUGAUGGUGACAUCAUCUCGCAUACACGCAGUUGCUAUCUCGGUGCGAAUGAACAUGGGGGGAACAGCCAUUCACCCCAACACUUGGGGGCUCAACCGCCGCACCGAUCUAAUAGAUCCCCAGCCACAAUCCCGAAUGCCGCCAAGGUCCUGCCCUACAACGGAGCAAUAAUGGUGGUGGAUAGGGAGGUGGUGGGUGAGGAGGUGGCACCAGAGGGCACUCUACCAAUGGAGGGAGUCACGAAAUCAACGAGGCUAAUGAUGAUUCAGGGAGUAGCUAUUGCUCUUACAGUGAGGGCGAUGCCCAUCACGACGGGAGAAAACCCAGGAACUGACCCAAACCGGCGCCACACGUCACCGAGGUUGAUCCCUAUGACUUGGUAG
Messenger RNA from Miscanthus lutarioriparius, 708 nucleotides. The record is from the annotation of a GenBank genome assembly. NCBI's taxonomy places the organism in Eukaryota, Viridiplantae, Streptophyta, Magnoliopsida, Poales, Poaceae.